Messenger RNA from Meriones unguiculatus (Mongolian gerbil), 2037 nucleotides. It is a transcript of the gene Fam204a, whose product is annotated as family with sequence similarity 204 member A. The transcript is spliced from 9 exons. The record is from RefSeq and is a predicted model, not a curated record. Lineage: Eukaryota; Metazoa; Chordata; Mammalia; Rodentia; Muridae. Bases 492 to 1202 code for a protein of 236 amino acids.
GGCGAGCCUGUCGGGUUCGGGUUCCGAGGCAGUGAGGGCAGCGGAGGAGGCUGGGCGGCCGGUCCCCCACGGCGGAGCCGUGAGGACGCCGGGGCGGGCUGGGAAAGCGCUGCGCGCGGGCGGCCUGGCUCGGCUGCGCGGGGCCGUCGCGGGGGAGCGAGAGGAGGUCAGCGUCCCAUGCCAGGCCGAGUGAGGGCGCGGGCAGCCUCGAGCGCAGAGGCAGCCUCAUGGGCGCGCCGGCCGCGUCCGGGAAAGCACCCGGCUGAUGAGGGCGAGCUGGACCGUCGCGUCGGGCGUCCGGGAGGGAAUGCGGCCGCGGCCGGAGAGUUGAAGGUGGCGCGGGCGCGCACCCCGCGGGAACUGUCCCGCUGAGCGGGGAAAGGUGCCUCUUCAGAGCCACCCUCUCGCAGUCUUGAACUUUUCAGCUUCUCUGGUAACCGGUGAAGAUACUGCCACCCUGGACAUAGGUUUUCUCACCUGAAGAAGAAAAGAUGUGGAGUGGGCUGUUACCUCCUGGGCUAAAUGAAAGCGAUGUUGAAUCAAAUUCUGAAGAUGAAGCCAUACUAGAGAACCCAGAACUUUCAGAACUUAACUUACAGGAAGAUGGAAAGACUGACAGCAGUAGGAAGCCAAAAAUGUCAGACUUCCCAGCAUGCAAGUCAAAAGCUGAAACAGAGACUGACACAAAUGCAUAUGACAAAUGUCCUUCUGGAAUUCCCCUAAACAUGUGGAAUAAAUUUCAAGAAUUGCAUAAAAAAAAUUCUGAACAGAAAAAUUCAACAUCAAGAUUCAGACAGAAAAAAAGAAAACGCUCCAAAAAAGGCAAAUUGAAGAAUGAAAAGGAAUCUCAGAGUGAGCAGUCCUCAAGUGAAACCCAGUGGAAGGAGCUUACUCAAUAUUUUGGAGCCAAUGAUAGAUUUGAACCCCCGGUUAAACAGAAAAAAGUUGAGAAGUCAGGCCUUGAAAAGAGGAUAGACCAGGCUGUGGAGGAAUGGGAUGUUGAGAAGGCUGAAGAGCUGAGCAACCAGCUAGCUACUCGAGAGCUCGGUGUAAAAGUUGCCAAAGCAAUUGCUUGCCACAAGUUUGUUAAAGCCAAAAAGGAGGCUGAAAACUCACAGGCUGCUCGAAAGAAGAAGAAGCUGGCAUGGGGGUUUGAAGCAAAGAAGAGAUGGGAAACCAAAAGCAACAUGGGAUAUAUGUAAUCUUGCAGAGUUCUUCAAGACAUUUAUUUAUAGACUAUCAUGCUUCAUUUGACAAAAAGACUUUCCCACUUAGGUUAAAUGUGUCAGGAAAUUGAUAAAGAUAGAAAAAGAUAAGCGUAAAACUUGGGAGCUGAUUAUAAACUCUUUUCAGUCUUUUUUCUAAGAAGUUUGUGAAAAAAAUGAACAUUUUUAUAUUUGUGUAAGAAUUUUUAAGCAUAUGUACAAGAAAAAAGGAUAGAAUUUUAUUUAUUUGUUUGUGUAAGCAUACAGUUUAAAAUCAAUUUUGUGUUUGAUCUGCUUGGUCUAGCAUAUCCUGUGAGGUCCUUGGACUUCCUUAUCUGUUCUUAGCAUGCCUGCACUUUUUCUAGAAUUGUGUUUUUACGAAUGACUUUUGUUUAUAAUGGAUUAGUCAUAAAUAGAAAAAUUCUCAAUUGUUACUGACUUUACAAAUGGCUUUUAACUAUUUAAUUCUGUAAAAAUAAUUAUUGGUUAUUUUGGAGGAAGAAUUAAUAUUUCAUAGUCAUGUAGUAAAAGCAAUUGAUUAAUGUCAGUAGAAAUAAUUAUAGUAAAAAGUAGACACAUUUUAGUAUCUAGAGAAUGAUUUAAAUUCAGCUUUGCCUAGAAAAUGCCUUUCUAAAUAUCUGUCAACCAUGUCAUUCUUUGAAUUAUGAUUGUUCUUUGAAAAGGAAAUGGUCUGAUUGUGCUAGACACAGUUGUAACUUAAGAUAAUAUAACUUUGGAUUGUCUAAGAGCUCAUUUGUUUUUACCCCUUCUCCCUGCUACUCCUUAAAAGAUAGAAUUAAUGAGACUAAAGAGAGAACUGAUUCCGGUGAAA